UCUGGGACGGGCUCUAUCGCGUGCUUCCCCGACGCCGCGCGGAACGACACGGAUUCGUCACAUAGUCCGCCUUUAUCUCCUUCGGCGCAGCAGCCUUUUAAAAUCCAUUUUAGGUGUUUCGGUUUCUAGAAAAGCUUUUCCAACUACUCAGCCGCCGCCGCCAUUUUUCUGCUUCGUUGUUUGCCCCUCCGUGUGCGGAGAAUAAAGAGGGGGGUGACAUGUACAACGGCAUUGGGCUGACCACCCCCCGCGGCAGCGGGACCAAUGGGUAUGUUCAGCGCAACCUGUCCAGUGUGAGGGCAAAGCGCACGCGGGAUGAGCGGGGUGCCGAACGCGACGAGAAGGACCGCGAGCGCCUGGAGAGCCAACUGAGCCGGCAGCCCAACGCUGAGAUCCUGGAGCACCAGAGGAAGAGGCAACUGGAGGUCAAGUGUGCAGAACUACAGGACAUGAUGGAGGAGCAGGGGUAUUCAGCGGAGGAGAUUGAGGAGAAGGUGAGCAGUUUCCGGCUGAUGCUGCAGGAGAAGCAGGAGCCACCACCCACAGCCACCGAGAAGCCAGUGGUCACAGAGACACACGCCUUGGCUGCCGCCAAUCAGCAGAAGAACAACCGUCUGCGUGAAGCGUUUGGCAUCGCCUCAGACUACGUGGAUGGCUCCUCCUUCAAUCCAGAGCGUCGGGAGCGAGAAAAAGAGAAGCGGGAACAGGAGCAGCAGCUGCAGCAACAGCAAAAAUAUGCGUUUGUCCCGGAGUCUGACAGCUCCACUGCAUCUCCACCAUGCAAGCAUGGCCGGAAGAGGAGGAGAAAGAAAAACAAGGCCAAGGAGAGCUCAGAGAGUCGGUCCCCCUCCCCUCGUCGGGAGAAAAAGAAAAGCAAGAAGAAGAAAAGGGAAGGCUCAGUGCAGAAGGACAAACGCAGUCCUUCUGAUGACAGGCGGCAGAAGAGGAAGAGGAGUGAGAAUGGAACUCCACCCCGGACCAAACAGCAGAGGAACAGGAGCCCAUCGUCAGACUCGGACCGCAGCCAAUCUCUAGUUCCAGAUAAGGAGGUACGACAAAACCAGCCAAUCAGGGGGGUCGAUGAGGGGAGAAAGGGGCGGUCUCCAGAUAGAAGGGGGAGAAGGCAUGAAGAGGACUUACCACAGAGGGCAGUAGGCAGAGAGAAAUCUCCUGAACGAGGCAGAAGAGGAGAAGAGCGGGACCGAGGAGAGAAGGAAAAGCCUCAGAGGAGAAGACAUGACUCCUCAUCGUCUUCUCUCUCUCCACCACGUGAGAGAUCCAAGCGGAUGAGGAGUGCAGAGAAAGAGCAUGUCAGACAGAGGGAAGCUUCUCCGCGAAGUGCGUCUGACAGAGAGAGGGAAAGAGGUAGACAGAGCGGCAGGGAGAGAAAUGCCUCUCCUAAAGAAAAGAGCAAGAGGGCCCCAGAGAGGGCGAGGGAGCCUUCCUCCUCUGGGUCAUCAUCGUCCUCGAGCUCGCCCUCACCAGUCAGAAAUGGGCGAGAGAGGGAGAGAGACCAAGAAAAAGAGAAGGAAAAACAGAACGUUUGGGAAAAAGAGAAGCAGAGAGAGAGGGAAAGAGUGGAACGGGAGAGGGAGAAGGAGCAUGCAAGGGAGCGGGAGAGGCAACGAGAGAGAGAGGAACGGGAGAGGCAACGAGAGAGAGAGGAACGGGAGAGGCAAUGGGAGAGAGAGGAACGGGAGAGGCAAUGGGAGAGAGAGGAACGGGAGAAGGAGAGGGAACGGGAGAAGGAGAGGGAACGGGAGAAGGAGAGGGAACGGGAGAAGGAGAGGGAACGGGAGAGGGAGCGAGAGAGGCUACGGGAGAGAGAAGAGAGAGAACAAGAAAUGGAAAGAGAAAAGGAGAGACGGAGACAGCAAGAGAAGGAAAAGGAGAGAGAGAGAAGUACCAACAGAAGCUCCCCUGCACCAGAGGAUGACCGGGAGCAGCCUCAACGGGCACAGAGGAUGGCUGGACAGCAGAGGGAAAAGCAGGUUAAGGAAGGCAAGGCCAAGAAAGGCAAGGUCGAAUCGAGUAGCAGCAGCAGCGACAGUGACAGCGACAGCUCCUCGUCAUCAUCAUCAUCGUCUUCCUCUUCCACAGACUCCUCUGCAUCCUCGACAUCCUCUUCAUCAUCAUCGUCAUCCUCUUCUGAUGAAGAUGAGAAGAAAGGUUCAAGAAAACAGAUGGUUAAAAAGACUAGGGUUUUAUCAGAAGUCACUGAAGAGUCAGGUGCUCCUCCUGAGCCCUUGCCUUCAGCUCCAGUCCUGCCCACCACAACUCCUCCCUCUGAAAAGGAGGUGCUGGAGGAUAGGUGUGGGCUGAGAAAAACUGGUAAAGAGAGAGGACAGUGGCACCCCCUGAUGGAGACAGAGGCUCAACCAUUGGGACAGAAGGGACGAUACUCCCCAACUGGAGGCAAUGCAGCAUCACCAGGGGGGUGCGUGUCCUCUCCUGCGGGCACUAGAAUCGAGGGCAGAGGAGCUGAGUGUUACUCUCCAACCUCCCCCUCCAAAGACGCCUCCCCUUCGCCUCCCGGCGAUGAUCUGAAUGAGGUUAGAGACCAGACCAAAAGCACCCGUGUAGACCGUCUGGCCGAUGGAAAAUAUCAAUACACCCCCCCAGAGGCUGAGAAGUCUCCUCACGUUGAGGUUGGGCGGACUGUGGAACGGGGGGGCGGAACCUCUGAAGGAAGAAGGGAGCGGCACGGCUCCUCUGCCUCAGCCUCACCUCCACGGCGCACCCCUCCCCUGCAGUAUCAGGAUCCCCCACGACAGUUCCGUCGGGCAUCUCGAUCAGCUAGCCCCCGCAGGCGGCUGCCAUCACCAAAUCGCAGAGACCGGGACAAAGAGGCCAACAGGGACAGGGAGAGGGACAGAGAGAGGGACAGGGACAGGGAGAGGGAUAGGAGGUACUCACCUGGUCCAGCCCGCAGAGACAGGGAUCGUGACAGAGAGCGGGACAGGGAUCGUGACAGAGAGCGGGACAGGGAUCGUGACAGGGAGCGGGACAGGGAUCGUGACAGGGAGCGGGAUAGGGAGCGUGACAGGGAUCGUGACAGAGAGCGGGACAGGGAUCGGGACAGAGAGCGGGACAGGAGACAAAGGAGAAGUCGAUCGAGGUCCCCGAGGAGACGCAGCCCUCUCUACAGGUACCAUUUCUGUCUGAUCUUGUGGGUGAUGUGCACAGCUGCGGAUGAGAGACUGCACCCUAAUCUAUCAUGUCUCCUUACCGACGCAGGAGAACCAGUCGCUCACUUUCCAGGGAGAGACAGAGAGAUCGAGAGCAAGAACGAGAGAGGAACCGAGAGCGAGAGAAGGAGACAGAGAAGCAGCUACAUGCUUUUAAAGACGCAAAGCCUCAGACUCCGGGAUCUCCAUCAUCGUCUUCCUCAUCAUCCUCUUCAGGCACUUCCUCAUCCUCCUCUUCUGGGUCUGAAAGUGAAGAGGAAACCGAGGGGAAAGGACAACCCAACACUGGAAGAAAGGAAGCAGAUACAGAGAAAGAAACAAGAGCUGAUCAGGAGGAAAGUGGGAAAGGAGGAGAUGGAGAGCUGGAGAGGGUGGAACUCAGCCGGUCACCUGUCCCCAGCGGUCAGUGCAGAGAGCUGAGCCUGGCUCAGUCACGCUCCAUCUCCCCUAAAUCUCCUCCCAUGCUGCUUUCUGGUUCCCCAGUACAUCCUUCAAUUGGUCAGAGUGGGCCUCAGGCUCCAUCCAAUGGGAAGCCAAAGAAACAGGAAGAGAAGGAGCAGCGUAAGAAAAACAGCAGUGGCUCCAGUUCAUCGUCCAGUUCCUCCUCCUCUUCCUCUUCAUCAUCUUCAUCCUCAUCUUCUGACAGCUCGGAUUCUGAGCCGGAGGAUGGGAAGGAAGAGUGCAGUACUGCUGUAGCGGGCUGUAGUUCAUCAUCGUCAUCAUCGUCAUCAUCUGACAGUGACAAAGAGGAGAAGCCAAAAAGCCCACCUCGGCGUCAGAGGGUGCCAGCUGAUUCACUGAGAGACUCGCGCUCUCCCAGCUACUCUCCCCCACCACGAGUGCGACGUCCUGCUCCGUCACCGCCCACACGCAGGAGCAAUAGAAGUGAAGAAAGCAGAUCAUCGAGCAGAAAAGAAAGCAAGUAGUUCCAGGAACGCCUCUGCAGUACAUUGUGGGCUGUGGUGGUUUCAUCUUGUGAGCCAUGUAGAAGUAUGGUGUGCUGGAGCAGGGACAGGCCUGGAAACGCAUAAUGCCAUUUGUUCUUUUUAGGAAAUAAUCAUUUUCUUUUUUUAUUUUAAUUUGGGACUGAAUUGGAUUCCCUCUGCCUACAGAUACAUUCAUGCUUAUGUGAUUAUAUGAACUGUACAAAGAUGAUUGAUCCAUGUAUACUAGCAACACUGAGAGCAACUGUUCAGUCAACCUUCUGACUUUAUACCUCCAGUCUUAUUGAUAUACUUCUGAGUAAUUUGUUUUUCCCACUGUCAGGAGGGGUGAGAUUUGUCUGUGAAUAGAAAUCUUGACUUUUGUUUUUCCUUUUUGUGAAAAUAUUAAAUAAAAAAAAAAUGCAAUUGUA
Paramormyrops kingsleyae is the source of this 4542-nucleotide messenger RNA. Lineage: Eukaryota; Metazoa; Chordata; Actinopteri; Osteoglossiformes; Mormyridae. The record is from RefSeq and is a predicted model, not a curated record.